Drosophila simulans is the source of this 838-nucleotide messenger RNA. RefSeq names its product serine protease 1. The record is from RefSeq and is a predicted model, not a curated record. NCBI's taxonomy places the organism in Eukaryota, Metazoa, Arthropoda, Insecta, Diptera, Drosophilidae. Gene Ontology annotation, molecular function: serine-type endopeptidase activity. The transcript is spliced from 2 exons. The coding region runs from base 20 to 838 and encodes 272 amino acids. Gene Ontology annotation, biological process: proteolysis.
UGAACGAUCAAUCAUCAGUAUGAAGGUCUUAAUUGUCUUGGUUCUGGCCAUCGCCUCUGCCUCCGCUGGUCUGCUGCCCCAGAUCGCUCCUCUGCAUCCUCGUGAUAGGACAGUAGUUCCUUCGAUCAAUGGUCGCAUUACGAAUGGCAAGGACGCUGUGGCGGACCAGUUUCCAUACCAGGUGGGGCUCAGCUUCAUCGGAACUGAGAGCAGCUGGUGGUGCGGGGGUUCCAUCAUCAACAACACCUGGGUGCUCACAGCAGCUCACUGCACCAAAGGUGCCUCCUCCGUGACCAUCUACUACGGAGCUACUGUCCGUACCAAGCCGCAGUUCACCCACACCGUUUCCAGCUCCGACUGGAUCCAGCACGCCAACUAUGUCUCCCUGACCGUGCGCAACGAUAUCUCCCUGAUCAAGACCCCAUCCGUAACCUUCUCGGCUUCCGUCAACAAGAUCUCCCUGCCCGCCAUCGCCACGAACUACUCCACCUACGUGGGCCAAACCGCAGUUGCCUCCGGAUGGGGCAGGAUCUCGGACUGCGAAACCGGCGUGGCUAAGGACCUGCAGUACACCAAACUGACGGUUAUUGAGAACUCCGUGUGCCAAAAGGCCUUCAAUAGCCUAAUUGUGACCAGCAAGGUCAUUUGCGUUGCCACUCCCAAGGGAACAUCGACCUGUCAGGGUGAUUCUGGCGGCCCCCUUGCCUUGAACGGAACUCUAAUAGGAAUCACUUCCUUUGGCUCACCCGAUGGCUGCCAGGUUGGAGAGCCAGCUGCUUUUACUCGCGUGACCAGCUACUUGGACUGGAUCAAGGCGAACUCCGGAGUUUUCGCUUAA